AAGUAUAGUGUUGUGCUUCAAACAGCCGAAUGCAGAGAUGUUAUGCGUGCUUCCAGGUGUAGCAUCUUUGCAGUUCCUAUCGUCCCAGCCAAACUUAUCGAUCAAUUAUAUUUGCAGACCUGUCUUUAAAUUAUUUGUUUUGAUGCCCAUGAUUAAAUGUUCGUGUACAGUUCUGCAUAGUAACCUUUGUAUUUUAAGCAAUACACAAAUUUUGCUUACGAUUUUAUAAAUUCUGUGCUGCGCAGUCAACAACAUUCUAUGAGCUCACAAAACAAGGAACACGAAAGGGAGGACGGCGAGGCCUCAAGUUCUUCAGCUGCAUCGUCUUCAGAGUUAACAUCAACGUCGCAUUCAACAGACACAAUGAAGCGAGCAGCUGCCAAGAAAUUGAUAGAGCGUUAUUUUUACCAGUUAACCGAUGGCUGUGGUAACACCAACUGUGAUAAUGAAUUUUGUGCGUCGAGUGGGAAAGUUAAGUCGUUGACACCAAACCAGGCAGCUGUACAGGCCAUUCAGUUGUUCUCUCAGGAAGCACGACUUUGUGAUGCACAGCCUACAAAAGUUGCAAGGACACAGCAAACCAUGACGACCAAAAAUAAUGAAAAGGAUUCAGUGAAGGGAGAUGAUGUGACAAAGAAUGACUCGUGCAUGGGUGCAAUAACCCCAACUAAAGUAUUUACCAUUCUCAAUAAAUUGGAGACGAAUGAUUCAGCACACUGUACAGCUCAGAAGACUGUUCCUUACUUGACAGAAGAAAAAUUGAUGGAAGUAAUUAGAAAGUGUAAGGAGGCAGAUUCGUACUCCUUGCUUAUUAGGACUCUGGGUGAAGUAUACUCCAGUAUCCCAUCUCUGAGUGCAAGCUUCAGGAAGGAGCAUCCAGAUUCUCCGAUUGAUGCUGUCUUAGAGAAAGCACCCAAGAACCUGAAAAAUCUGAAGAAGGAAGAUGUGCGUAUCAUGGAGGGAGACAUGGACAAGGAUGAGGACAGUACAGAAAUGUCUUGUGAUGUGGAAGGAGCUGAGUGUCAGUCAAGUGAGAGCAAGACUAAGAGUGUGAAGGAUGAGGUCUGGAUAGACUUUGCUUCAUUGCGUCGAACUUAUGAGGCGCUUUUUACACUUCCUGUAUCGGCUUUUGAGAGUGCACUGGUGAAUGCUCUAGUGUCAUUGGCUGGUGACGUGGAACUGGAUCUUAUGUUCGGUGUACACUCUGAUGAAAUUUUACAUGCCCUUGUUGUGGUAUUUGAAAUUCCAGAACUGGGAAAGUCAGAGUUCCUUGAGGUGGCGUUACCCCAGCUUUGCAAGGCAGCCUCUCACCUGUCAGUGACGGGACAAGCGUGGCUUGCCAGAGUUUGGUCACGCCAUUGCAAGACACGGCUGAAAUCUCUGCUUGAGGCACUACAGGAACUCAUCACACGUAAGGUUCUCUCCGGUCACUUCAACCGAGAGUAUGUCGUGCAGGAUGAUGAGUACAUAACAUCAGCAACAAAGCUUAUGAAGGUCUUGUAUUAUGCGAACAUCCUCGCCGGAGAACUGGAUCCACCUGAACUACGGCAAGAAGUUCCAAACAGUAGUGGUGAUGAAGUAGAAGAGGGCCAUUUUUUUGCAGAAGCAGCAGGAGACACGAAGAAUGGAAAUCCGCAACAUUUCGAAGAUCCUCUGUCUGUUGAACUUGGUGUGAAUGUGCUAGAUUCUCGGGAACCUCAUAUACCAUUUACAGAGUUCUAUCAUGUGCUUCUCAAUGAUGUCGUAGAAAUGGACAAGGACUUCGCAUACUACAAGAGUGAUUCUACAGAUUCUUUACCACAUAUGACCAAGAAGUUUAGUUUUAUGAAACAUUCUUUCAUAUUGACACCUGCUACAAAAUCAUUGGGACUGUAUUAUGACAACAGAAUACGAAUGUAUAGUGAAAGGCGGAUGAGCUUUUUUCACACAGUUGUGGGACAACCGACAAAUCCAUUCUUGAAAUUAAGAGUUAGAAGAGACCACAUUAUAGAAGAUGCUCUUGUAGAGUUGGAAGUGGUAGCGAUGGAGAGCCCAAAAGAUUUUAAGAAACAAUUGGUUGUUGAAUUUGAAGGUGAACAGGGUAUAGACGAAGGCGGAGUGUCGAAAGAAUUUUUCCAGUUAAUUGUUGAAGAAAUAUUCAAUGCGGAUUAUGGUAUGUUCACCUUCCAGCAAGAAACUCAGACUGUUUGGUUUAACCCCACAUCAUUUGAGAGUGAUGCCCAGUUCACAUUGAUUGGCAUAGUCUUAGGUUUAGCAAUAUAUAACAACAUUAUUUUGGAUGUCCAUUUUCCUAUGGUGGUGUACCGUAAGCUGAUGGGAAAACGUGGAACAUUUUACGAUCUCCAGGACUGGAAUAAGGCACUGUACAAAGGCCUGACAGAACUACUAGAGUAUGAAGGUGAAGAUAUGGAAGAGACAUUUUUGCAAACUUUUCGAAUUUGCUAUCAAGAUGUAUUCGGUGCAACAUUGUACCAUGAACUCAAGGAAGGUGGUGAUGAAAUAUAUGUAUCACAGGAUAAUAAAAAGGAAUUUGUAGACCUGUAUGCCGAUUUCUUAUUGAAUACGUCAGUUGAAAAACAGUUCAAAGCUUUUCGAAAAGGUUUCCACAUGGUCACAGAUGAGUCACCACUUCAGCUACUUUUCAGGCCAGAGGAAGUAGAGGAAUUGGUGUGUGGUAGUAAGAAUUUUAAUUUCAAUGAACUGGAAGAAGCUACAGAAUAUGACGGUGGAUAUACAUCAGACACACCGAUAAUACGCGAUUUCUGGGAUAUUGUUCAUAAUAUGCCUUUAGACUAUAAGAGGAAGUUACUACAGUUUGCUACAGGUAGUGAUAGGGUGCCUGUUGGUGGUCUUAGCAAAUUAAAAUUAAUUAUUGCUAGAAAUGGAUCUGAUUCAGACAGGUUACCUACAGCUCAUACGUGUUUCAACGUUCUUCUGCUUCCUGAGUAUGAGACAAAGGAAAAGUUAAAUGAUAGACUUAUGAAGGCAAUAAAGUAUUCCAAAGGAUUUGGAAUGUUGUAACCCACUUCGCUUUCCUCCUAAAAUUUAGGAAACAAUUUACUUUGAAGUUCCCAUCAUGUCUAAAGAUUGUGGGAUUUGUUAAUAAACUCCUGUGAAAAUGAAAAUUUUUGGUGCAAUUUAGCAGUGGAUGAAAUAUGGUGCAAAAUGAGCUGCUCAUAAGUGUUACAUAAGUGUGUAAUAACAAUUUGUUCUAUGUUACCACUCCCUCUUGCCUCUGGGCUGUUAGUCCAGUGAUGAAUGUAAACUGAUUUGUUAAAUAUCAGUGACAGUUUCCUGGUGGUGUUUAGUAAAAAAAUUAUUAAUACUACUGACAGUGUCUAAAUAUGGAGGUAUCUGCAAAAUACUACUGUAAUUAACUUUGUACAAAGUGCUAAGAAUAUUGUCAUCUUCAGUGAAGCUUUUAUGAACAUGGGGAGGAAGAAUGAGGUGCCUGUUUAGUGUGUUUGUAUGAAUGAAAUUCACAGUGUAUGAUUCAUUUUGUGUGUGAUGACUAAUUAAUUUGUCUCUUGUACAUUUUCCAAAAUUUUGAGGCAGCUAUUCUGUUUCCCUCCAGAAAAGUGCAAAAAAAAAGGAAUGACUUCAUAUCCUUACAAAUUUGCUUCAUAUCUGGUGCACAUACACACACAAACUAAUCUAUUACCUGUCAUGUUUACACAUAAAGUUUCCAAUUUUUGAAAUGAGGAUAGUGGACAAUUGAAUGAAAUUAUAAAAAUAAAAUAUUUUUGUGAAGAAAUGCUUAUUUUAAGUGUGUACAUUUAAAGAUGAAACUUUUUCAAUAUAUGUACAGUGAGAUGUUAAAACUUACAUUUAGUGUAAACUUAUUUUUAAUAAACAAUGUUGCCUGGUAAAUACAAUUUUAGAAAUGAAAUGACCAUUUCCAAGAAUUCUGAUGUGGUCCUACAAAGAGACUGAUAGUUUACUGCUCUCAUGUUGAUUUAGACGAGUCAACAACAAGAAUGUUUCUGUAAUAAAUAAUUUUUGAACUAUUUAUAAUAAGUUUUGAUACAGUAAACUAGAUAUUUUAUUCAUCAUAUUUAAUUAUUUCGAAACAGGGCUGUGCUCAUUUGUAAAUAAUUUUUCAUUUGUAAUAAAUAGAUUUAAACUUUCAUUCAAAUUUUUCCAACCUACAUUUUUGCAACAGGAAUGUUUAAAGUUAUACUAUUCUCAGUUUUCCUUUUUCCUUGUGCUCAAAUUUCACAAAGUGAGAAUUACUGGUAGUAUUUGACCUUUUUUAUUAUCUUUAUUGGUUUGCAUUCUAUGAGAAAUGCUAUUUUAUUUGGUAUAGUAGUAUGUUACUGUCAGUCCUAGACUGUUAUUUCAUUCUGUUUCUUGUAUUUGUAAUUUGCUUUCAUUUCAGUCUUCAUUGUGUAAAAUAGCUGAAGCAUUGUGACAUCCUCAAACUACUUUCAAUUUAUGAAUUCUAAGCUUUAUGUAAAAGUUAGAUUGUUAAUGUACAUUUGAUUUGUGAGAAGCAUGUAAAGCUGUUAAUAAAUCUUGUAGAAAUGGUU
Schistocerca gregaria is the source of this 4529-nucleotide messenger RNA. It is a transcript of the gene Ube3a, whose product is annotated as ubiquitin-protein ligase E3A. The transcript is spliced from 12 exons. Gene Ontology annotation, biological process: protein polyubiquitination. Lineage: Eukaryota; Metazoa; Arthropoda; Insecta; Orthoptera; Acrididae. Gene Ontology annotation, molecular function: ubiquitin protein ligase activity. Bases 259 to 3021 code for a protein of 920 amino acids. The record is from RefSeq and is a predicted model, not a curated record.